CCUUGCUCAACAACCACCACCACGAGCCCUCCGCAUAUAUAACUCAAAAAUGGCUCCCAGAGGCCUCUCAGCCGAAGAGAAACGCGUCAAAUUGCUAGAAAUAUUUCAUGAAACUAAAGACUUCUAUCAGCUAAAAGAGCUCGAGAAGCUCGGCCCAAAAAUGAAGGGAAUAGUUUCUCAGUCUGUAAAGGAAGUCCUACAGUCACUCGUUGACGACGGGCUAGUACAAGGCGAUAAAAUUGGCUCUUCGAAUUUUUUCUGGAGCUUUCCAUCCCAGCAAGGCGCACUGAUUCAAGGCCGGCUCAAGGCAGCUAACGAGCAGCGUACAAUAAACCAGGCCCAGCUGGACGAGAUCAAGACCUCCAUUCAGUCCGAAAAGGAUCUGCGUAUAGAAUCUGAAUCACGUACGAACUCUUUGGAGAAGCUCGUGCUUUUGAAGAAGGAAUUAUGCAAACUGGACGACGAACUCGGUGCAUACGGAGCAUGCGAUCCCGUGAAACUGGAAGAAACCAAACGCGGUAUUACUUUAGCCAGAGAAGCUGCUAUUCGUUGGACCGACAAUUACAGUGUCCUUAUGUCUUACUUUCUUCGACAGUCUCUUGUGGAAUCUAGUGAGAUUAAACGGUACCUUGGUGUAGAUGAUGAAUAUGAGGAUAUAUGCUAGCUUUUAUUGGACUCACCUUGUCGAAUUCCACCCGUGCUUUUGCCCUUGCGAUGUGUCAUCCUUUCAAUGCUCAUAUAUGUAGAUUGUCACCAGUUGCU
Messenger RNA from Desarmillaria tabescens, 762 nucleotides. RefSeq names its product meiotic nuclear division protein 1. The record is from RefSeq and is a predicted model, not a curated record. NCBI's taxonomy places the organism in Eukaryota, Fungi, Basidiomycota, Agaricomycetes, Agaricales, Physalacriaceae. The coding region runs from base 50 to 664 and encodes 204 amino acids. Gene Ontology annotation, cellular component: nucleus. Gene Ontology annotation, biological process: reciprocal meiotic recombination. Gene Ontology annotation, molecular function: double-stranded DNA binding. The transcript has 9 exons.